UAAGGAGGGAAAAAAGUUGACACCCCACCUCCAUUUGAAUGCGUGCUCGCCACCCUCCACUUUCUCUCCCAAGUGCGUGCACGUAUCCCCAUCUCGCCCCCUCCCCUCUAUUGCAUUACUGUAGCUGCUCUCUGCUCGCACACACGAGAUCCGCCGCUGGGCUGCGAAUUGAGAAAUCUCCGAGAAGAUGGUGGCAGCCGCGGCUCCGUCGUCCCCCUUCGGGUAGAUGAAGCUACCGUUCCGAGCCAGCGUUCCCCGGACGGAGUGACAUGGGCACGGCCGGGAAACGGGGCAGAAGGUAAUCGAUAAGGAGAAGAGCCCGGCGCGGUGCUGCUACGGUGCCCGAUCAUGCACAGAAGCGAGGAGCAGACCAACUCGAAACUGAAAGAUUUCUAAACGUGAAAAUCGUCCUCGUGCCCAGUCGGUGCGCUCUGGCUCGAGACGCAGGACCGACGGUGCACUUUCCUGUCGGAGUUCAAGAGCGGAGGGAGACUGGGGGGCAGGGGAGGGCUUGCAAUUAAGCCUUAUCUUUCCAUGCGUUUGCUGUCUGCUGUCUGGAGAGUGGGAUCGUGGCCUGAGAGAACUUUAUAGCCGCACGUCGGAAUCAUAAGGGAAUUCAUACGGGAGCCGAUUUUUUUCCUCCACGUUUUUUUAUGCAUACGUAGUACUGAAGUUUGAUGCUCAUUUUUUUCAGAGCCUUUCGUGGGACUGUUGAAACAAACAUAUCUUGAUAGCAGCACAAAUAUUGGAGCCGCCUGGUAAUGGAAUUUACACAUUAAUAUCGAUUUAUAAUGGCGAUUAUUUUUCAUAGUAAUGUGCAUUUUCAAUUAUACCGGUUAGUGGGCUAAUUAUAGCUGAUUAUUUCUAAGAUUUGUGCGCGUGGGGUACAAAUAUAGGGAUACCGCCGCUAUUUUUAAUGCUAUUUUCGGAGCUGUCACCCUAAUUAUAUUUACCACGUUGUCGUCUUCGGAUUGCAGGGUUUCAUCUAACCGUGCUCUGCAUGAACUUGGCAUACCAGCCGAGAGAGAUCCGGAGAGGGAUAUCAGGAAAGGACGGGGCUCUUGCCAUGGGAAUACUUCCGAAUAGGCCCUCUCUGUAGCGGCGGGGGGGCAUGUGCAUUUAGCCUAACGGGCUCCGGCUGCCUGUUUCACAUAUCAGCCUUUAGAUAUUAACACAGCAAUAACGAAUUGUUGCUCCUCACUUACAACCAACUGCCCAUAAGGCUCUAGUCUGUCGCGUAAAGGGCGAGCCGGGAAAGUUGCAUUGAUAUGAAAACUGUGGAGGCAGAGGUUUAAUUUAUUAAGAUGCGAAGUGUCCGUGUUCAGUUCAGACAGCGUCCAGGAAAAGGGAAAAACGACGCGUUAUCUUCUCCGGAGCUAUUUCGUGCAGGUCUUUCCCUGCAAGGGGCGUCGGAUGUCAAUGGAAGCGUAUAAAUGCAUGUAAACUUGGCAACUUUGCGUCUUUGGUAACUUUGCGGACAGGUAUUUAUCUUUUUUUUUUACUGUCUUUUUUGUAUCUGAAAAUAAUUCGGAAGGGACGAGGCAUUUGGACGAAAAUAAACACUGAGUGAUAUUCGGGGAGUCGGAGAAAUAUGAGACGUGGAUGCGGUUUGCUGUGGGAUUUUGAUGUCAGUGAACUGGAAAAGGUGAAGCGUGCGAGGCUCGCGAGGCGCGGGAGAGGCGGCGGCUUGCGUGCCUUAUUCCGCCGGCCGAGCUGCCACGGGCGCCAGUGUCUCGGCGGACCUCCACUAACCGCCUUCGCUGUCUGAUUUUUGCCGCGGAAGGAUGAACGGACCGCCCGUCGCCCAGAGAGGAUUGGCUGCCGGCUCCGCGGAGUGAGACCUUUAGCACAGCCCCGACCGUGGAGCUUACUGCCAUUGAGCGACCGCGGCGCUUCACAGCAGAGGAAGGUGGAGGAAUGUGGAUGUUGACGUCAUUGGAGGAGAAGUAAUGAACUAUUGAAACCUCUGGGACGCUCUUCAAGUGGAAGAGCCGCUUACACAGCGGCCCCCCUCCCGGGUGAUUCCCUUGUCGUUUUCUGCUACGUUUGUACUUGUCUCAUCGUGGAACCACAGUACUGUGGGGAAAUUUUUCACCUCAAAACCGGUCUCCACUCCCGAUAAUUCUUCUGCCUUAUUCCGUUCCCUCAAAUACAGCAACAUGGCCUCGCCCCAGCUGCUCCUGCACAACACGGAGGUCAGCUGCGAUUCCAGUGGGGACGGCGUGGCGUCCGUGCGGAUCAACAGCAGCAAGGCACACAAACAGCAGCUGCAGCAGCAGCACAAUGUAGGGGCCACCAGCACCGGUGGUGGGGGGGCAGGGGGAUCCAAGCACUGCAAGUACAGCAUCUCAUCCAGCUGUAGCUCGGGGGAGUCAGGCGUGCGGAGGGUCAUAGUCAAAGGGCACCGUGGUCGGCGAAAAAUGCCGCAGCUUUUUGAGAGGUCCAACGGGCAGUUCUGGGACCCUGGGUUCGACUCGCCCAUCCUGGAGGAGGCGUGCCAGGAGAGGUGUUUCCCACAGACGCAGCGGCGCUUCCGCUACGUGCUGUCAUAUUUGGCCGUUGCCAGUCUCCUUUGGGGCACUUACUUUGGUGCCAAUUCUGCCCACUGCAGCCUGAGCGCCUUCCUCGUGCCCACGGCUGCCUUCCUGCUGAUUUGCCUUCUCCUCUUCCUCUUCACGUUCACCCACCUGUAUGCCCGCAGUUACAGGCAGGCCUCGCUGCUGCUCAUCGCCGUGGCCUUUGCCCUCACGCUGGCAUCGCAGAUGCAGGCAGCCAGCUUCGAGGACACCGAGAGGAGCCCUCCGGAUGAGGGCAGCGGGGUCCUUUGGAGUGGGAAUCUCAGCACGGCCGAGACCCCUUCAGAAGCCAGCUCCUUGACCCCCUGUGUCUCCCCCGUGGGCACCUUCUCCCUGUGCAUGGAGGUGCUGCUCCUCCUCUACAGUGUGCUCCACAUUCGCCUGUAUGCUUGCGUGCUGUUGGGGCUGGUCUACUCCGUGCUGUUCGAGGCACUGGGGUGGGUGCACCUGGCCCGAAGGGAUAGUGCUGCUUUUCUGAAUCUCUCCGAGUCGGACUGGGCCACCCUGCGCUGGCUAGUGCCAGCCAAGGCGCUGCUGCACUUGUGUGCACACGCCAUUGGCGUGCACCUCUUCAUCAUGUCCGAGGUCCGCUCGCGCAGCACCUUCCUCAAGGUGGGACAGGCCAUCAUGCACGGCAAAGACCUGGAGGUGGAGAAGGCGCUGAAGGAGCGCAUGAUCCACUCGGUGAUGCCGCGGCGUGUGGCCGACGAGCUCAUGAAGCAGGGUGACGACGAGGGCGAGAACUCGGUCAAGCGCUAUUCCACUGCCAUGGCCGCCGCUGCCUCUGCCAGUCCCAAGGGUGGCAAGCGCAAGAAGACCUCCAUCCCUCGGGGUCAGAUCAUCUUCCGGCCCUUCAACAUGCGCCGCAUGGAUCCCGUCAGCAUCCUGUUCGCCGACAUCGUGGGCUUCACCCGCAUGAGCGCCAACAAGUCCGCCCAUGCGCUCGUGGGCCUCCUCAAUGACCUGUUCGGUCGCUUCGACCGCCUCUGCGAGGUAACCUGCUGUGAGAAGAUCAGCACGCUGGGCGACUGCUACUACUGCGUGGCCGGCUGUCCUGAGCCGCGACCCGACCACGCCUACUGCUGCAUCGAGAUGGGCCUGGGCAUGAUCCAGGCCAUCGAGCAGUUCUGCCGGGAGACACGAGAGAUGGUAGAUAUGCGGGUGGGUGUCCACACAGGCACUGUCCUCUGUGGCAUCCUGGGGAUGAAGCGCUUCAAGUUCGACGUCUGGUCCAACGACGUCAACCUGGCCAACCUCAUGGAGCAACUGGGUGUGGCCGGGAAGGUGCACAUCUCCGAGGCCACUUCACGGUUCCUGGACGACCGCUAUCAGUGUGAGGAUGGCCGGGUGACGGAGCGUGUUGGCCACAGCGUGGUCACAGACCAGCUCAAAGGGAUGAAGACCUACCUGAUCUCAGGACGUCGGCCCGACGCGCAGUGCAGCUGCUCUCAGAUCGCGCCCACCGCUUCUGAGUGUGGCCCAGACAGUUCGAGCCACUCUCCUCGAGCCCACACCCCGGACGGGCCAGCAAACGCUGUGGCUGGUGCUUCUGCUUGUGCGGAUGUCCCUGCUAAGAGUGAGACUCCAUGCGUCUCCUGCAGUGUGGUGCUGAUCCCUGGGGAGGAUGGGGUCCAAGAGGAAAGCGCAGUUCAGAAUGGCUGUCAGGACGAACGCAAGGGCAUCAGUGGCAAGGUGCCCCCAGGCCGGAGUCCCAAGGCCCUGAAUGGACUUCUGAGCCCCCAUGCGGGCCAGGCCCUGGCCAACAGCCAGACGUCGCUGUGUGAGAUGCUGCAGGAGAAGGAGAUGAAGCUGGCCAGCGGGGGCGGCGGCGGCGGCGGUGGUGGCGGUGCGGCAGCAGACAUGGGCACGAUGGACCACUCUGCCCUCAUCCCGCUGCGCUCCAAGAACUUCCGCGAGCGGAGCGACGCUCACUUCGUGGAUGUCAUCAAGGAGGACAGUCUGAUGAAGGACUACUUCUUCAAGCCUCCCAUCAACAGGGUGAGCCUCAACUUCCUGGAGAAGUCUCUGGAAUCAGCCUACAGGACCAGCUAUCAGGAGGAGGUGGAGACCCAGGCUGCUGUGCGAACCUUUGCCAGCCCCACCUUCAGCUCCUUCCUGGAUGUACUGCUGUCCUGUGCCGUGUUCCUGGCACUCACGCUGGCCUGCUUCCUGCGCCCGCUGCUCUCCGGGCUUCCGGUGCCCACGCCUGCCCUUAUUUUGGCCGCGGUGGCGGCCCUGCUGGAGGCUGUCUCGCUGGUGCUGUCUAUCCGCAUGGCCUUCUGCCUGGACACGGUUCUGGGCUGCACUCAUAGCCUGCUGCGCGCCAUCUCUGGCUGGGUCCCGCGCCACCUGAUUGGGGCGGUGCUGGUGUCCUUGCCUGCCCUGUCCAUCUUCUCCCACGUCACCUGCCAGCUCCAGUUCUCUAUACAGUUCACCAUGUUCAUGUGCUGCGCCGUGAUCAUCGCCAUCAUCCAGUACUGCAACUUCUGCCAGCUAAGCUUCUGGAUGCGCUCCAUCCUGGCAACCAUGGUGGGAGUGGUUUUGCUUGUUGUGCUCUACAGUCCCCUCUGCAGGACAGAAUCCUCGAGCCUCUCCUCUGGCUCUCUGGACUGGUUCAGCAACCAGUUAAAUGUCAGCAAAGCCCUGGAUUUGCCAGCCGAACCAGCUCAGCGGCCCCAGGACCGCCUGGCCCCGGAGGCCGUGCUGGCUUUCUUUCUGCUGCUACUGCUCGUCUGGUUCCUGAAUCGCGAGUUUGAGGUGAGCUACAGGCUGCACUACCACGGCAACGUGGAGGCCGACCAGCACCGCAUCAAGAUCCAAAACAUGCGCGACCAGGCCGACUGGCUGCUUCGCAACAUCAUCCCCAUCCACGUGGCCGAGCAGCUGAAGGUGACGCAGAGCUACUCCAAGAACCACGAUAACGUGGGCGUCAUCUUCGCCAGCAUCGUCAACUUCAGCGAGUUCUACGAGGAGAGCUACGAGGGCGGCAAGGAGUGCUACCGCGUGCUCAACGAGCUCAUUGGUGACUUCGACGAGCUCCUCCGCAAGCCUGCCUUCUCUAGCAUUGAGAAGAUCAAGACCAUUGGCGCCACCUACAUGGCAGCGUCAGGCCUGAGCACCCAGCAGGGUGCCGACCAGAGCCACCCUCACAGCCACUUGCGCACCCUCUUUGAUUUUGCCCUGGAGAUGAUGCGUGUGGUAGACGACUUCAACAAGAACAUGCUGGGCUUCAAAUUCAAGUUGCGCAUCGGCUUUAACCACGGCCCCUUGACGGCCGGCGUCAUCGGCACCACCAAGCUGCUGUACGACAUCUGGGGCGACACGGUGAACAUCGCCAGCCGCAUGGACACCACUGGUGUGGAGUGCCGCGUUCAGGUCAGCGAGGAGAGCUACUGCAUCCUCAGCGAGAUGGACUACGAGUUUGACUAUCGCGGCACCGUCAACGUCAAGGGCAAGGGCCAGAUGAAGACCUUCCUGUUCCCCAAGAGUUCUGACAGUGGACCUGUGCCGCAAUACCAGCUUUCUGUCUCCCCAGAGAUCCGGGCGCAGGUAGAUGGCAGCAUCGGACGCUCGCCGACAGACGAGAUUGGCAGCGUUGUGCCUGUGGCUAUCCCGGACCCGCCUCCGGGAACCAGGCCGCUGGGUCAGGACUGUGGGCUAGCCAAGUCAGAGUGCCGGGAGCCCAAAGUCCAGGUGGUCCCCCCAUCCCCGGGUCCAGCAGCAGCACUGGUGCAUCAUGGGGCCCUAACUGCAUCCUCCCCAGUUCUCCCGGCACCUAGCCAGGAGGAGGAGAUAGACAAGGUUGAUGAGGUGGACGAAGAUGCAGAUGAGCUGACCAAACUGUAAAUCGAGGGGUAGCGUGUUUGUGAGGCUUCUCUGCUGCAUGCCCUUUAGUUUCAAGUCCUGCAUUUCAGCCAGUCCUACUUAUGGGUCAGGUGUGCGGGGUGAGGGCAUGCAUACUGUCCCGGCAAGGCAGGCUCCGCGGAGGCCGGUGACCUGGGUUCCUCUCCCCAUGCCAGUCGGCUUCUGCACAGUGUUCAUUUGGCUUCUGUUUUUGCUAAUGGGGGGGGGGGGCUUGCUGUGUGGAUCACAGUAUGGCACAAGGGUUUGGGGGGCACAGUACGAGGCUGGGAAGGACACCCCCUUCCUUUGUCUUCCUGAAAAACACCAUCGUAUAUAUAUAAUAUAUAUUUUUAUUAUGAUUUGUCAUGGUUUUUGCUGUUUGCAUAUGCUUUUCGUAUAUUGUUUGAUGAAGUGCCUUUAGGAUGAAUUAAUGUACAGGAUUUUCACAUGACCCCCAUGGGUUAGGGUGGGGGGGGGGGAUCUGCCAAUACUCUAGCCUGAUUUUUAAGACUGCAGACUACGGAUUAAGCUGUGUUUUCCUGCACUGGCCUCAGUAUACAGUGAAAUUUUUAUAUGGCAGUUCUGUGUUAAAUCAGAUACCUGGUGUUUGUCCAACAAAAACUAAUGCACAAACGGGCAAUAUUUCCGAAAGUGUCUCAGCAGAUGUGUGCUUUUGUGGUGAACACUAUUUUUCUAUUUUACUGGUUCCAGGUGCAUGAAAUUAUUACCAGUUUUAAGAUGACACCAUUACAUACACCAUCUACAGAAAAUUUGAGUUAAACUAGACUGUCUAGGAGUUGUGGGCCAGUAGGUAAUAUCAGAGGUUGGGAGACCCAAAAUCGGCCAGCCUACUUGCCACCUUCAGUGUUAUUUUGUUGAGUAGAGUUGGUGUGAUUGUGUUUACGGGAGUCAGAGUGUAGACUUACAGAAACAGCAAUAGACUGAAGGGUGUGAGAAGCUUGAGUGUUGGUAUCUGUUCUGAAGGCAGAUGAGCGACACACAUACAUCCCAAAUUCUGGAUCACAGUGCCCUGUUUUGUGGGAUUGUGUCUGAGAAAAGCACAGAUCACGCACAAGUUUAUCUCAGAAGGUAUCGUUCUGAAACGUCGAAGUUCACCUUCAAGGAUUAUGAUUGGGGGGGGGAAGGGCAGGUUCAUGCUCAGUGUCCACUUGAGUGUGUGAAAGAAGCCAAAUCUGCUUCCUCCACCGCUAACGAUGGGCAGGUACCGUUACAGGUAAGAGGGAGGGAAAUGGAAUUAGCAGUUCUGCAGUAAGUAUUUAAAUGAUAAACUCCUGUUACUGAGGCCAGGAUGGUUCAUCCCAUGUGUCUCAGCAGCAGGUUGGACACCUGGCCUGCUUCUGAUGGCCAUUGGAGUGGGUGCUGGCUGGUGCCCCCUAGUGGACCUUAGCACUGGCUGCUCUCCCUUUUCAGUAUAAAGCAGAGAGCCCAAAUUUGGAGCACGUCUUCAUGUAAUUGAGCAACCCUGGAGUCUCUGCACCAUCCAUCACCUGCUUGGCUGUUCUGCAGCUGCUGUGGACAUUUUCUGUUAUAUUGGGGAGGGCUCUGUUUGUUUUAAGCAUAAAAAGGCACUUUGUUGUAGGGAGGGGUUUGGACACUCUGUUUAAUAAUUUUUAAAUAGGAAACCUGACAUUUGAAGCCAGUCACUGGUGCUGCCCCCAAUGGACCCCCCCCCCCCCCCCCCCGGGCUGUGGAGGCAGGAGGAGGAGAAUAAUUUGGGGGUCUAUGGGAAAUGGGGGCCAGUAAGGUUAAGCACGUCCCAGCUGUAAUUGUAAGCUGUAGUCAUACAGUUUUCUCCAGCUUCUUUCUGAGUAGCCAAUGCCUUUCAACUGGAUGUACCUCAGAGCGGAAGCUGACCUGGAACCACCUGGUUCUGUCUCUGAUCUGGACCCCGGACCUGGAACCUGCAGAUGGCAGCGGCUCUGGGACAGUGAAGUGAGAUGGCAGUGAAAGCUGGAACGGCCGCCUGAUCCAGUCUGAGGCUCACAGAAGGUUCUGCUGUGUGGAUUUUGCUAUGUGCUAUUUUUUGAAAGAUGGAUGAAUUAAAAGAGCAUUAAUUACUUUUCUCUGUAGGGGAGCCAAGUUUGUCUCUCUUCGCGCCUUUAAAGUCUUUCUGUGAAAGGGUUGUGUGCUCAGGGUGUCAGUUUCACCCUGCCCAGUGCAUGUUUGCCUCCCGUUCUCUCCUGUGUGAUGGUCCUUCCUCGCACUUGUGUUCGUGUCGGGAUGAGCCAUUCCCAGCUCUUUCUCCUGGGUUCAGGAUGCACGUGGACCCAUCGGGAACACUGUUCUCAAACUUGCACCAUCUGAGAAAAUCCAAACGGUGCAUUCUUCAUGAAAACAAAGUGUGAAUUUUUACACAUUAAAAUAGCCCACUCCCGCCUUGGAGUACAGCACUAGUUAAGGCAGGGCUGCUCACAUCACGGUCCUCGAGGGCCGAGCACUGCCGAUUUCCCAGCCUUCCUUUACCUAUGAGCCAGGUGUGAAGCCUCUGGCCAAUCAGAAUCAGUAGUUAUUAAACUACCUGGAAGAACUGAAAACACGGCCUGGAUUUGGGAUCGAGGGCCAGAUUUGAAGAGCCCUGAGUUAAGGUAUUCAGAUAUAACCGCUCCAGCGUACUGCAAGUCGGUGCCUUUCUCAGUCAUGCACUAAUGUAUAUCUAUAUUUUCAUUUUUAUUCUGAUUUGCCUGUUGGGCUCCUUUUUAUACAUUUUUCUACAUAUUGAAUAUUUAAAACAUGCAUAAAUAGAUGCAUAGAUUUAUUUUUCUCUAUUGAAUUCCUUUCAAUUUUUAUACAGACCUGCAUCGUGCCUUUUAUAUUGAGGAUUUUGGUUGUUCAAUAGGCACUUUUCACUAAAUUUGGAAGGAUUUUGCUGUGAACCCCUGAUUUGUGUUUUUGUGCACAGCUAUUCAAUGUGGCAUGAUUGGGUUUUGUGUUUAAAGCAAAAUAAGGGGAAAUAGGAGUCAAAGUGAAAAAUGAAUUUCUUGAGUCCCAUGAGCACACAACCCUUAAGCUUGAAUCCUGUAACACAAUAUGUUAAGGACACGAUGGAUUUGACCAGUUUAUUGGCAGUGGUGGGUAGGUCCUAAGGGGGGUUUCAGACAACCAAUGGGUCAGCACUAUCACAAGUGAAUGGGCUGCGCUGUAUUGUCCUACACAUCCGCCACAGAGCUGGCAGAUGCACCAGGAAGGGCACACUAUGCUGACUGAAAUGCUACAAGGGGAAAAAAAAAGCACAACACCACUUUCCUGGCUGGCGCCGCUGUUGUGAGCGCCCCCUCGCUGCGCCCUUCAGCGAGCCAUGCUAGCUGGUUAGCGCCUCUGGCUUAGCAGCCCUCGCGUCUUAGCACCUUUCUAACUUAGCCGAGGGUUCAACGGGAUUCCGUGCGCUGGGAGCCUGAUGGGGUCCUUGGAGGAUGUAACUGGCUUUGGUGCCGCUGACAAUUCAGCCAGGCUCAGAUCCAGUGAUUUACAAAAUAAGUAGCUGUUGGCAGCAUCUCCCUUACUGGGUGCCUCCUUUCUGUUUUCAUGCCUAACGUUGGACAUUAAGCACACGGUUAAGGUCACUUCCCCCCUCCUAUACACACAGAUGAUGUCCCAUCUGGUUUGAUUGUUUCCCCCUUAUCCUGCACCAGGGACUUGCAGAAAUAUUGAAAUGUAGAAAUGUUACUGAAACACACACACACACACACAAAAAAAAACAAAUGGAAGUGUCCGCCAGUGUGCUGACCCGCAGGCAGCCUGUGGGUGCACGUGAUUGGGAGCACUCGGGUCGUGUCACUUCCCCAAGACCUCUCUUGAAAUGUUACAUGACAGAUGAAUUAAGCUGAUGAGAGGGAAAAAGCCAGGCACUCAAAUGGCAUGCAGCGUGCUGCUCAUACUAGGCCUUGGCAGAUUUCUGGCUAAAAUCGCUGAGCAUCAUGGAUUAGCUAGGCUGAAUAUUCAAAACGAACAGGUUUUAGCACUAAUAAAAUGUUUGGGCGUUCUUUGUUGUCGUCUGGUGUGACGACCCACUAUCCAAUCCUCUCAACUUCAGAUCAUCUUCUUGAGAUCAGCUUUAUUUAUUGAAAGGCUUUGGGGUUUGUGCUUUUUUUUUCUUUCUGAUAUAUGCUGUCUCCAUCAGUUGUGUUUAAAUCCUUUUUACAUUGUUCUAUUGGUUUACUGCAGGAUGGGAUGGUGAAAUGCGCUUGACUGUAAAGGAGGAUUUUUUAUUUUAAUGGAGUGUGGUGAUGACACACUAGGAGUAUAAUGCCAAAGAGUGUGUUUUUUAUGCUUAUGCUUAUUGUACACAUUGUUAAUGUAUCGUUUAUAAACACAUUAAUGUAAUCUGUAUACAUUUGCACAAAGCACUCGCUGAGUAUGUACAUAUGCAUUUAUAUUGUAUAUCAUAUAUUUGAGUUUUUUUUUUGUUUUUUUUUUUACUUAUUUAUACAUGUGCAUGUGCCAGAUUUAAUGUUAUACAAAGGGUUUGAUAAGGAGGAAGAGGUAUCAGAACAGAGUGUCUGUUAUUGUGUGUGCAUGUGUGUGUCUGACUGGGAAGGUGGCACUGCACAGAGGUGGGAACAGCCUGGCCGUCUCUCAUAGGCUGUGCUGGGCAUCCUUUCUGAAGUGUGUAUAAGGAGAAUCUGCGUGGCAGAUUAUUUACUCCUGAAUGAAACUGGAGUUGUUCAGUCUUGACAACUAGUCGUAGUAGAGUGACAAUGCUAUACAGUAUAAUUAAAGUCCAGAUGAUACGAGGAGGGAGGUUAGGAAAACUUUCUUUGAAUGAGGAUGGUUGGGGGAGGUGGGCAACUGUGUCCAUCAACCUUCAAUCGUCCGCCUCACCGUCUCCGCGUCCUCUGCAUGUUAUGUGUCUGUAGAGUGGAUCUCUGUCGUCCGCGUUGUCACGUGUUGCUUACCUGCCCCAUCGCAGUGCUGCAGCUGCACCCAAGCCCUCCUCCGCUGUCUCCCGUGCAAUCCCAUCUACCGCCAGCUUGCUGGAGGGUUUACCCCAUAUAUCCAGCGUGCUGAAUUCAUGCAUGCACCUUUUCAUCUGGGAUCUUGUCUCAUUUUGCCUAGUCUUUGUGGGCUUUUGACUCUGAUUAGCAAUGAUUGGCACAGAUAGACUGUCCCGUUAACAGCGGGCAGUUUCGGUAGUGAAAUGCAUGUUCAGAAUUUGUUGUGACACAUGGCACAACUUGCACAUGAGAUUUUCUGACAUCCUCAUUUGUCCCACCAUUUUCACAUAUUUACAUCCUAUUUCACCCCCGCAGAUUGUUUUUUUUUUAUUUUUUUUAUUCUAUUCAGUUCUCCUGAUUUGAGUUUGAGUCGGACUGUUAUCCUUUACAAGUGUGAGUGAGUGUGUCUGUGUGAGAGUGUGUGUGUCUGUGCAAAGAGGCGAGCAGAAAUGGUGAGGGUGAUGGGGGACGAAGGGAAGGGCGGAGUGGAGCGGUGCCCCCCCCCCUCCUCAAUCAGAGGGCUGUUUCCCAGCCACAGGUCCCAUCGGUCCCGGAAGCUUUCAGGGGCUCCGUAUUCUGCUGGAUUUCAACAAGGUAUGGGGGUAGUUAAAUAUUUUGCUAAAAAGAAAAAUUAAAUUAAAAAAGAAACGCUGUUUCCGUUUUGUUGCCUGCUUACUCUUUCUUGGAACAAAAAAAAAAUCCAGGUACAAAAAUAAAAUGGAAAAUGUGUGCUAUUUUUGGUUAUUUGCUUGUCAGACGUCAGUUACAUUUUAUGUAUUUGUAUCUGUGUUAAUAAAUGAGCCAUUGAUUGCUGGGUUACGGAAUUGAGCUUGA
Brienomyrus brachyistius is the source of this 12205-nucleotide messenger RNA. RefSeq names its product adenylate cyclase type 9-like. Gene Ontology annotation, biological process: cyclic nucleotide biosynthetic process; intracellular signal transduction; adenylate cyclase-activating G protein-coupled receptor signaling pathway. Lineage: Eukaryota; Metazoa; Chordata; Actinopteri; Osteoglossiformes; Mormyridae. The record is from RefSeq and is a predicted model, not a curated record. Gene Ontology annotation, molecular function: adenylate cyclase activity.